UAGGAGAUUAUACAAGGAUGAUUAGUGACUUCUCAGUCUUGCCAUCUGAAGUAAGGGAGGGUCGUGUGGGAUCAUAUUGGUACCAUGAGGACACACAAGCGUUUUUUGAUGACGUGGACCACUACAAGAUGAUCAAGGCAAUGUGCAAGCUUUCAUGCAGCGAAUGUGACAAGACGGAGGAGCAAUCAAAUGACGGCCCGAAGCGUCGGGGGAAGAUUCGGAACGUUGAACAGCUGAAGGGCCAUUUAUUUCACAAACAUAGGUUGUUCAUGUGCUCUUUAUGUUUGGAAGGGAGGAAGGUGUUUAUUUGUGAACAAAAAUUGUAUACUAGAGCACAAUUGAAUCAGCAUAUAAACUCGGGUGACUCUGAAGUGGAUGGAACUGAGAGUGAAAGAGGUGGCUUCAUGGGACAUCCUAUGUGUGAGUUUUGCCGAACCCCAUUCUACGGAGAUAAUGAACUGUACUCCCACAUGUCUACUGAACACUAUACUUGUCAUAUAUGCCAAAGGCAGCAUCCUGGACAGUAUGAAUAUUAUAAGAAUUACGAUGACCUGGAGAUGCACUUCCGCCAUGGUCAUUUCCUAUGUGAAGAUGAGUCCUGCCUCGCCAAAAAGUUUGUUGUCUUUCAAUCUGAGGCAGAAAUGAAGAGGCAUAAUACGAUUGAACAUGGAGGGCGUUUGUCUCGUUCUAAGCGUAAUGCUGCUUUGCAGAUACCAACCAGCUGCCGGUAUCAACGAACAAGUGAGCAAGAUCAUCGACGUGGAAGAGGUGGAAGAGGUCGGACUUUUCGUCGUGAUUCUUCUGAAAACCAACUUUCUAUGGCUAUUCAAGCAAGUUUGGAGACAGCUCAUGCUGAAAAUACAUUCCAUGAUCCUUCAUCCUUCAGUGGGCAAGUUGCUCCACAUCUUGGAGAUAUAAGCGAUAUUGAUCCAAUCAUUGACCCAUUUGAAUCAUUAAGUACAACGGAUAUCGAAACAUCUUCAAGGUAUCGUCAAGCCUUGGGGCAUAGUUCUAGUAAUGCACCUUUGGAGGAAUCUUCCUUUCCUCCCCUCUCAGUGGCACCUAGCAGCAGUCAAUCAAACCCCAGAUCUGACUCAGAUGGUUUGCCUAAUAACACCAUGGCAGCACAUCUUCGGCGCAAGAGCAACCGCAAGGUGGCUGUUAAUAGUUCUGGUCAGGCUUGGCCAGCAGCAAGGCGUGGGCCUGUUGUACAACCUACUAGUUCAGCUCAGGCUUGGCCUACAACAAAUGUUUCACCUAUAAUAUCUGGUGGUUCUGGUCAGAACAAUGGGCCCAAACCAUCUAGUUAUGCAAGUUCUGCUCAGGGUCAAGUUGAGACUAGACAAACAACAGUUUUGCGCGGUUCUGGUCAGAACAAUGGAUCCAGACCAUCUAGUUAUGCAAGUUCCGCUCAGGCUCAAGUUCUUGAGACGAGACAGACAAAAGUACAUGGGUUAUCAUCAUCUGGUUCUUUGUGGGAUUCAAGCAAAACCAAGUCUGGUAGGAUCAGCCACUCUACAUCAGCUCCGAAUUUGGUUGAAAAUGGAUCUGUUCAACCUUCGGUUUCAGAUUUUCCUCCAGUUUCUGCAGCACCAGUGCGUAAGUUGCCCACAACUAGCCAGGCUGUAUUGAAAGUGGGGGAUGUUCAAACUGCUAAUAAGUCUUUGGUGGAAAAGAUUCGUGCCACUCUUGAAUUUGACGAAGAAAAAUACACUACCUUUAAAGACAUAUCUGGACAGUAUCGUCAAGGUUUAGUCGCCACAGAAAUAUAUUUAGAUUUUGUGAGGCAGUUUGGCUUGUUGCAUCUUGUCCUUGACUUGGCUAGACUUUGCCCUGAUGGUCAGAAGCAGAAAGAGCUGAUCGAUGCCUACAAUGCUAGUAUUCGAAACAAUAUUGCACAAGGUGAUGGAUGGUCUCAGGGCAGUGUCCGUUUGAAAGAGGGUAAUAGUUCUAAGAAAGGUAAAGGGAAGAUUUCAGAGGCUGAAAACAGCAAUUCUAAGAACACACUAGCAGAUAGCUUUCUUAGCUCUGUACGGGAACUUCAAUCAAACUACAGGCCUUCUGAAGAAGCGGUGGAGGUGUUACCAAAGGAUGGGUACCAUGCUGCCAAAGAAAAAUCAGAGCUGUUAGUUAAUGAGCACAAAGAGGAAUUAAACUCCCGCAGUCAACCUCUAGUGCAACUAAGGGGUGAAAAGGAUUCCCAGACAAAUGGUAGUGGAUCUAAUCCAACUUUAGGGGAUGGUGGUGGAGGGAGUAAGAAGCGUAAGAAAUCCUCAAAGUUUCAUAGGGUCCGACUGGGUGAUGGCUCUGCUGCGGCGCGUUUAGAUCUCAGAAAUUCUGAUCCGCAGCCAGAUGCUGGUAAUGAGCGAUUAGAUGGGAGCAGUAACUCAGCUGGAGGAUUGCCCGUCCAAGGUGUCUGGCGAAAGGGAACUCAGAAACUCUUUAAUUAG
Molecule: messenger RNA, 2450 nt
Organism: Prunus dulcis (almond)
Lineage: Eukaryota; Viridiplantae; Streptophyta; Magnoliopsida; Rosales; Rosaceae
Product: E3 ubiquitin-protein ligase ZNF598-like
Exons: 6
Coding region: 18-2450 (810 amino acids)
Biological process (GO): protein ubiquitination; rescue of stalled cytosolic ribosome
Molecular function (GO): ubiquitin protein ligase activity; ribosome binding
Source: RefSeq, a predicted model, not a curated record